AUGAUGGAAGCCGGCGAUUAUGGUAGUCCAGCGCAAUCCAGUACCUCCGCCGCUUUCCAAAACCCCGUAUCAGCCAACCGAACGUCCCGGCUCACCAUAUAUUGCGUCUCUAUUCAAAAUAUUAACUAUCUUUUCUUUCUUUCUUUCUUUCUUUCUUUCUUUCUUUCUUUCUUUCUUGCAUUAUGUUUUCCCUCCUUCGUCUUCUUUAUUUGUUUGUUCCUUUUGCGACCUUUCGUCUUCCUUCUUAGCAUUUUAUAUGCUUCCCUUUCUUUCUUUCUUUCUUUCUUUUUCUUUUUUCUUUCUUUCUUUUAUUUGUUUGUUCCUUUCUUUUCUUUCUUUUUUUUUCUUUUAUAUAUGCUUCCUCCCUCCCUUCUUUCUUUCUUUUAUUUUCCCUUUUUCUUUUUAUUUUUUUUUCCUUUAGCAACCUUUCGUCUUCCCUUCUUAGCAUUUUAUAUGCUUCCCUUUCUUUCUUUCUUUCUUUCUUUUGUUUGUUUUUCUUUUUUCUUUCUUUCUUUUUUCCUUUCUUUUCUUUCUUUCUUUUCCUUUUGCUUUCUUUCUUUUUCUUUCUUUUUUUUUCUUUCUUUCUUUUUUUUCCCUCCCUCCGUCUUCUUUUUUUGUUUUUUUUCCUUUAGCGACCUUUCGUCUUCCCUUCUUAGCAUUUUAUAUGCUACCCUAUCUUCUUUCUUUCUUUCUUUCUUUCUUUCUUUCUUUCUUUCUUUCUUUCUUUCUUUCUUUCUUUCUUUCUUUCUUUUCCCUCCCUUCGUCUUCUUUAUUUGUUUUUUUUCCUUUAGCGACCUUUCGUCUUCCCUUCUUAGCAUUUUAUAUGCUUCCGUUUCUUUCUUUCUUUCUUUCUUUCUUUCUUUCUUUCUUUCUUUCUUUCUUUCUUUCUUUUCCCUCCUUCGUCUUCUUUAUUUUUUUUUCCUUUUAGCGACCUUUCGUCUUCCCUUCUUAGCAUUUUAUAUGCUUCCGUUUCCUUCUUUCUUUCUUUCUUUCUUUCUUUCUUUCUUUCUUUCUUUCUUUCUUAUUCUUCAUCCAAAUUAA
Messenger RNA from Acanthosepion pharaonis, 1041 nucleotides. NCBI's taxonomy places the organism in Eukaryota, Metazoa, Mollusca, Cephalopoda, Sepiida, Sepiidae. The record is from the annotation of a GenBank genome assembly.